UAGCUUAGCUUCAGAUCCACUCCGCCCCACUUUCAAUGGGUUGCUGAGCAACGAUAGUCAGGUGACUGUCUGCAGACAGAACAUGGCUGACCUGUCAGAAGACCAAUGAGGGAAAGGCCAAAUUUAGCAUAAUCGAUCUUAUUUUUUACGUCGUUUCUCACCACGGUUGACCGUCGUGGACAGCAUUUAACCAGAGGUAUUCAAGAUGAGCGGGUUGCCGGAGGGUAUAGCAAAUGGCCCAAGCAGAAGUGAACAUUUAGAGAAAGAUGCUCAAAUUUGGGAAAGACCCUGGACUCUUGAAGAGAUGCGGCAGAACAGUGCCAACUGGUCCUUGGCAGCUGACUCAGGGCUCUUCCUGUUCCUCCAAGACUUCUCCCAGAGAAUGCUGUCAAAGACACACGAGAUUGAAAAGCAGUUGGACAGUCUGAUCCGCGACACCAAGGCCACAGACAGCUGCUUACACUCUGUCUUUAAUGACUUUCUCAUGCUUUCCAAUACGCAGUUUAUAGAAAAUAGAGUGUAUGAUGAAGAGGUAGAAGAGGCUAUUCCCAAGGCUGAUGUUUUGGAGAAGCAGCCUGAGCAGGAGAAGACUCGAGAGCAGAAAGAGGCCGAGCUGAUCCCUAAGAUGCAGGAAGCUGUAAACUACGGUCUGAGAGUUCUGGAGUCGGCCUUUGAGCAUCUGGACAUCAAAGCAGGAAACUCUGACUCAGAGGACGAAGAGGUCGCAGACAAAGUGGAAGCCAUCCUCGAGCCUAAGGAUCUAUAUGUGGACAGGCCACUUCCAUAUCUCAUUGGUUCGCAGGCCUUCAUGGAACAAGAUGAUGUUGGACUUGGUGACCUCUCAAGUGACGAAAUGUCCGUUGACAGUGACAGUGACCGAGACAGUGUCAUUGAGAGCGAAGAUGGCAAAGAACAAGUUCAUUCAGAUGAGGACUUUGAUCAGGAGGAGGACGAAGGUCACAAUAACAUUAAGAAGAAAUCAUCCAUGUUGAGUUAUGAGGAUGAUGAAGAGGAGGAGGAGGAGGAGGAGGAUUCUGACAUAUUUGGAGAAUCAGACAGGGAUGAUGACGACGACUCAAAGAACACAGGCCCAUCGUCUUUUGCCGAUGAGCUGGCGGCCCGAAUUAAAGGUGAACCAGUCAACAAACCAGAAGGAGAUCGCGCAUCAUUGACAUCUAAGAAGAAAAGUAAAGGCAGGAAAGAACCAAAGCCUGCAAAGCCACAGGCAGUUGAAGAGGACAGUGAUGACAUGUUUAAGCCACCAAAGAUGGAUGACGAUGACUUCUCGCCGUUCGGAGGAAAAGGUGGCCUCUUCAGUGGAGGGAGAGGCCUCUUUGACGAUGAUGAUGAGGGUGAUCUUUUCUCGGAGGCACCAAAACCUUCUGUGUCCCAAGAGAAAAAGGUGCAGAAUGAAGGAAUGAAAAGCACAGCUCAAACUGCAGAAUCGGACAAACCUGGAAAGAAGAUUCCACCGGGUGCCAUUUCAAUAUUCCCAGAUAACAGCCUGUUCAGCUCGGGGAAUGACUCUGAAUCGGUGGAGAGCAAGGAGAAUAGAACUUCAGCUCCUAAGACCAAUGCUGCCUCCAAACAGGUUCCUGCAGGAGCUGGUGUAGGUGGAGGUGGGCUAUUUGAUGAUGAGGACGAGGACGAUGACUUCUUCAGUGGUAAAAGCCUGAAUAAGUCUGAAUCUGCUGGACAGGAGAAACCCAAACCCAAGAAAGCUAUUGACCUUUUCGAUGAUGACGAUGAGGAUGGUGACAUAUUCAGUGCAAAGUACAGUGUGCCAACUCCAGCGCAGAGCAAGAAGGAGGGAGUGGAGGAGCAGGUUAAAUAUCCUGAGAAAAAGAAUGGGCCUGCUCCAGAUCCCGGGAAGGUGACUCAGAAAGCCCAGGCCAAAGGCCUCUUCUCUGAUGAUGAAGACACACCUGGAUUUCCAAACAUCCCCAAAAGCCAGUCUAAGCCUGAACCUACAAGCCAGGCCAAAACCAGCAAAGCGCCUUUGUCAUUAUUUGAUGACGAGGAAGAAGAGGAUCUGUUUGCAUCUGCAGCUAAAUCUAAACCUAAACCUAAACAGGCUAAAGCCUCCACACCGCAACCCAGUAAGGCUGUGUCCAGCUCCCUCUUCAGUGAUGAUGAGGACCAGUGGAUGAGUUCUAAAAGUAGUGCUGUAAAACCAGAGGUUAGGACAGGUGGGAUGAAGUCCAGUGCUAGUGCCCCCUCCAGUCUCCCCAGUGCCAAAACGUCUCAAAAAAGCAGCCUCUUUGACGCUGAUGAUGAUGAUGAUGACCUGUUUGCUCCAACAAAAGAGUCGAGUCAGAAGAAGCCUCAGAGAGUUGCUCUCUUGUUUGAAGACGAGGGCGAUGAUGAUGAAGAAAAGGGAUCCCUUUUUGGCAUCAAACAAGCUGUCACCACAAACGCUGCCGCUCCAGCUGCUAAAACACCUGCUUUGGCCUCUCAGUCGUCCUCCCCGAUAGAAAAAUCCGAAGAGGUUGAGGUUUCUAGGACGGCAGGAGAGGACAAGCCUUCAGAGCAGGAGAAGUCAGUGGCAAAGACCCCUGAGCCGCUCCCGUCAUCGCCAUCACCAGAGAGCAGUGAAAGUAAAAAGAAGUCUGCUGGAGCCAUCGGUCUUUUCGGAAGCAUCAACGCUCUUGCCAGCAAGAAGGCAAAGAGCCCGUUGGAUGAAGUUGACAAUGAUGAUGGCUUCCUCUCUAAGGAGAGCCCGCCACCAAAUGUUAAGAAGGAGGAGAGGAGGGAAGAGAAAGUCAAAACAAACGCUGUUAGCCUAUUUGAUGAGGAGGAGGAGGAUGAAUCCGAUUGGAAUGAUCCCAUAUUCGCGCCCAGUAAACCCACAGCAAGAAACACACUAAAGUCUUUACAGCCUACAGAGGAGCGGCCACAAGCAAAGAGCACAGGUGUGUUCCAGGAUGAGGAGCUGCUGUUCAGUCAGACGCAGCAGAAGGACAAUGACCCAGAUGUUGACCUCUUUGCCACCUCAGGAAAAGCUGCAAGCUCCAAGCCCAGCUCAGCAAAGUCAGCAGCACAAAGUCUGUUUGCAGAUGAGGAUGAGGAUGACCUCUUUAGCUCCAUCAAGCCAAAAGCUCCUCCUCCGAAAGUAGCAGAAAAACCCAGUAAACCUAAUGACAGAGCACCACUAGCAAGUCCAGAAUCUGUAUCAGAGAUUCAGAAACCUGCACCAAGCCCUGUAAAACCUAAAGAUUCCUCAUCAAAGAUUGGGAAACUUCAAGCCAACCUGAUGAUCAACCCUGCUGCGUUGCUCCCUGGUGCUGUGCCCAGUAUGCCAGGCGCUGUAAAUGUACUCCCUGGCAUGGGUCUUAGUUCCUCCUCUGGUGUGUCCAGUUCCAGCCAGAGCCCCAGCCCUGCCACAACUCCUGUAGGAGCCCAGACAAACAAGGAGGGAGGAGUGAGCUUUGACUCCCCAGUCCAGGUUACAACACUGCAGAGCGCACACAAGAGCCGUGCCAAAGGUUCUGUACAGCGGAGACCCCAGUCCAGAGCAGCGAGGCAGCAAGCAGCCCAAAGAUCUAUGGACAAUAAUGAAAAGACCCUGGGUGGACGUGUUCCUGGGCCAAACCCAAGUCUGUCUGGUUUAGCCUUACCUCCAGCAGACAAGUCCAGCCAGGCGUCUGCCAGUCCGACACUACCUAACUCCGCUGCGCCCACAGCCUUGAUCGCCUCCUUACCUUCUCAAUCUUCUCUCUCUGAAACCUCCCCCAAACCCUUUGUACUGACUCUGCCAGUAUCCACAAGCGCUGGAAAGAAAGACUCUAGUAAAGACAGCAUCAGUACCAAGGUGCUACCCCCUUCUGAUCAGGAUGACCUUUUUGGCUCUGACAGUCUGUUUGGGGCCACCUCAGUCACUAACACACCCUCCACCCUCCAAACUACCAAGACUACACAACCUCAGGCCGGUAGCAAUGCAGGAUUGAAGAAAGACAAAGACAAAAGCACACUCCCGUCCAUUUUUGAUGACAACACUGAUGACCUUUUCCAAAAGGUCAAGCCAAGGUCAGCUACUAAGAAAACCAAGGCUUCGUCCUUCUUGGAAGAAGAUGAUGAUGAUGAUGAGGACAUCUUUGGAGUGAGCAACAGCUCCACUCCCACAUCCACAAGUAGUAAAGAAAUCAGCAGUAGUUUUUCAAAGCAGGACAUCUUCCAGGAUGAAGUAGCCACUGUGCCUAAAGUUCACAAGAAGCACAAAGAGAAGACCAUCGAUGCCAGCUUGUUUGAUGACAACAUAGAUAUUUUUGCUGACCUGACGGACACUUUAAAGCCAAAACAGAAGUCCAAGACAAAGGGAGAGACCAAAUCAAUAUUUGAUGAUGACAUGGAUGACAUCUUCUCACCAAGCACAGUAAAACCAGUCACCAAGGCUCCCCAUAAAGCAAAGAAAACGCCACUGUCUCAGGAGACCAGUACAGCAGCGGAUUCAAGCAACAUAUUCGAUGAUCCAUUAAAUGCUCUUGGUGGGAAAUGAACAGUUGUUUCUGAGUAGCCAGAUUUGUGAAAUUGUGGAUUCAUUCUUUUGUCAUUUUGGAUCGCUGAAAGAUUGGAGAUCGGAUACACUGUUGAUAGAGUAUUUAUUCAUAUGAAUUCAUAUAAAUACUGUGGCGUGUUUUCGGCAGAUAAAGACUUAAAUGAAAAUGAUUUCAGUCAUCUUCCGACAGCACUUUCAAAUCAUCUCGGCAUCAGAUCAUAUUAUGUAACAGUUAUUAUGUACUGGUAAUCUUUAUUAUACAUGAUAGCACUUUAUAAGCAUACCAUAUGCUUUGCCUCAAAACCUGCCGAAAUUAACAGUAAAUUGUUUGUUUUGAAGAUGUUCAUCCUUAGGCUUUUCCAUGUUGAGAUUUCAUUUCUUUGGGUUUGUCACAUAUCAUUAUUAUGAGAAAUCAGUGUGUUUACUUUAACGUCUUAGGCAUUUUGACAAUGUUUUUAUUAAUAAGAAAUUCAUCAAUUUCUUAACUUUGCCUGUGAUUAAAAAGGAUAUUCAUUUUUAAUAACUAAAAAGAAACAUAUUUUAUGCUAUCUGAAAUGAGUGUGAUUAUUUCUGUGGUGGAAAUUGUAUUCCUGGUGAGAGGUUGAGCAAAUAAUUGAGUUACAACUAA
This is a messenger RNA of Micropterus dolomieu (smallmouth bass), 5123 nucleotides long. RefSeq names its product WASH complex subunit 2C (gene washc2c). Gene Ontology annotation, cellular component: WASH complex; early endosome. The transcript has 30 exons. The record is from RefSeq and is a predicted model, not a curated record. Gene Ontology annotation, molecular function: retromer complex binding; phosphatidylinositol phosphate binding. Bases 206 to 4495 code for a protein of 1429 amino acids. NCBI's taxonomy places the organism in Eukaryota, Metazoa, Chordata, Actinopteri, Centrarchiformes, Centrarchidae. Gene Ontology annotation, biological process: protein localization to endosome; retrograde transport, endosome to Golgi.